AAUUGCGUCAUCACGCUGCGCCAACGGAUCGGAGACCCUGGAUUCGGAGUUGGAAGUGAGGUGCGGGAAGUCCGUCGCCUCCUGAUGAAUUCAUUGGCUGUGGAACUGGGCGCGGAGGGGAACGUGGAGGCUGCUUCUUGCAUCUAAAUACCUGUCUUAGGCGGACUGCCCGUUCCGCAGAUUUGCCUGCCACGCGUGCACAUCCUGAGUACAGGACAUUUAAUUAAUUCUCAAUAAUGGGAAGAACCUACAUUGUAGAAGAGACUGUUUGCCAGUAUUUUUCAAACAUUAAUCUCCAAGGAAAGGCUUUUGUCUCUGGUCUUUUAGUAGGACAGUGUUCUUCACAAAAGGAUUAUGUGAUUCUUGCCACUAGAACGCCACCCAAAGAGGAACAAGAUGAGAACCUCAAACACCCCAAAGCUAACUUGAAUGACUUGGAUGAAGAAUGGGCCACAGAACAUGCCAACCAGGUAUCCAGAAUGCUACCAGGAGGACUUUUAGUUCUUGGAGUAUUUAUUAUUACAACUUUAGAAAUGGGAAAUGAUUUUCAAAGUACCCUGCGUAGAUUAGUGUUUGCUAUGGAAAAAUCUAUUAAUAGAAAGAGACUGUGGAAUUUUACAGAGGAUGAUGUCGCAGAACGAGUGGCACUUCACAUUUGUUCUUCUACAAAAAAAAUAUUUUGUCGAACAUAUGAUGUCCGUGAUCCAAAGAGUUCAGCAAAACCAGCAGAUUGGAAGUAUCAAAAUGGACUGUCAGCUUCAUGGCUUUCUUUAGAGUGUACAGUUCAUAUUAAUAUUCACAUCCCGCUGUCUACUACUUCUGUCAGCUAUACUCUGGAGAAAAAUACAAAGAAUGGACUUAUACGCUGGGCCAAGCAAAUAGAAAACGGUAUUUAUUUGAUAAAUGGACAAGUUAAAGAUGAAGAUUGUGACCUACUAGAAGGACAAAAGAAAUCUUCUAGAGGAAAUGCUCAAGUGACUAGUCAUUCUUUUGAUGUCAAAGUGCUCACACAGUUGCUUCUGAAUUCAGACCACAGAUCCACAGCCACAGUCCAGAUCUGCAGUGGCUCUGUAAACCUUAAGGGUGCUGUGAAAUGCAGGGCUUAUAUUCAUAGCAAUAAACCCAAGGUUAAAGAUGCUGUACAGGCAGUAAAGAGAGAUAUAUUGAAUACAGUUGCUGAUCGUUGUGAAAUACUAUUUGAGGAUCUGCUUUUGAAUGAAAUUCCAGAAAAAAAAGGUUCUGAAAAAGAGUUCCACAUCCUUCCUCACCGAGUUUUUGUCCCCAUUCCGGGAUCCACUGUAAUGUUAUGUGAUUAUAAAUUUGGUGAUGAGUCAGCUGAAGAAAUCAGAGACCAUUUUAAAGAGAUGUUAGAUCAUAUGAUUCAGGUAGAAGAUUUAAAAGUUGCAGAAGAAAUAAACACAGCUUGUAUAAGUUCCUCUAUAAAUAGUGAAGCUUCUUUGGACCACAUAGAUGAUGAACACCCACAACAACCAGUUGAAACUACCGUAGUACUGAAAAUUCAGCAAAACAUAGGUGUGAUUGCAGCAUUUGCAGUUGCAGUCUUUGCUGCUGGUCUCUCCUUUCAUUACUUCAGUGAUUAGGGUGAGGCACAGAGAACUUCCUGAUCAUCCAGAGAACACUGACCAACAGUUAUGAAUAGUAAAGAUGCAAACAGUCCAUCUGCAUUUAAGACACUUGCAGCCAGAUCUGCUGCCAUAAUGCCUUUUAGGUGUGUUUCUGACUAAAAUGAAAUCACCAGCUGCCUUGUUUAGUCCUGCUUGUCUUAUAGGUGGCCUAGGCUUCCAAAAAUAAAGUUAUGCAUCUAAGUGGAAGUUGCAUGAAACAAAUCAUUAUUAUCUAUUUUUUUAAAUGUUCAAAAUGAUGUUUUAUUUUCAUAGAUUUUAGUCCUGUUGAUCUGGAUCACAGAUUGAUUAGAACAUUGAACAUUUGAAUAAUUGGGGUUGACUGAAUAUUUUAGUAAUAAUAGGAGAAAUUUCUGCAAAGUGGGGAACAACCUACUAGGUAAUUCAUACUAUAGGACCUUCAAAUUUUCAUCCACUUCCAAAAUACUGAUCAAAUUCUGAUUAAGGAGUGGGAGGCCUUUUCAGAGGGAUUUUAAUCAGUAAGGAUUGCCAUAAAUCAUGUGCUUUCUCAGGUUACUGUAUCAUAACAGUUUAAAUAUACUACAUAAGACUUUUGCUUCCAACAAUACAUUAGACUAAGUACUGUAAAACAACUAGAUCCUGACUAAAAUCUACUUUUGAAUUAGUAGGCUCGAAAAAAGUAGGGGACAUCGCCAAGAAUCAUACCUCUACUUUUUCUCCCCUACAAAAAUGAACACAUUUUGAGUUAAAAUUUGUGUAUACUGUAUUAGGCAUGCAGGUGGACAUUGGUUGCCCAGAUAGCAAACACCAAUUACAGCACUGCCAUAUGCAGUUUACCUUGGACCAGAAAGAAAGAGACAUAUCCGAAUCUGAGAUGCUAGGACAUUUUAAAUGGCCCUUGGUUUGCAGUACUCAUUAGCCUCUGGCAAAAGCAAGAUUUAUAAAGCCCAGGAUUCUCAUAGAGUAAGAUAAAGCAAUAUUAUUUCAUGACUAGAGAUCAGCAGAUGCCAGUUGAAACUUGAUGGUGUGAGAAAGAACCUAUAGAAAUAACAAACUUUGGAUUCAGUUCUCCAAGAUAUCAUCACCAACAUACAAGAAGAAUGGAACCAAAAGCAGAUCUAAAAAAGAAACAAACUGAACUGCUAGAAAUGAGAAGCAUGUUACUUGAAAAAAACCUCAGACAUGUUGCAUAUCAUAUUAGACUCAGUUGAAAAGACAAUAAAUAAACUGGGAGGUAGAUCCAAAGAAAAUGCACAGUGUGUAGCAAGGAGAAAUGAAUCAGAAAAUAAAAAUAUUAAAGAGAAGUUAAGACUGGAAGUACUAGAAAGAGAGAAUAGAGAGAAUGGGAGAGUGGCGGUAUUUGAAGAUAUAACAGGAUUUUCCAUGUUUGUUGGACAAACAUGAGUGCAUAUAUUCAAGAAGCACAAUUAUCUCCAGUAUAUACAGAUAACCUCCAUGCCUAAACUCCAUGUAGUGUAACUGCAAGAUUCUAAAAGCAGUUAAAGGGGCAAAGAUCAAAAGUGAUGGCAAGGCAGUCAAAUAUUUAGUAGGCUUCUCAGUAGCAACAGUGUACCCAAAAGAUGGUGGAAUAAAGCCUUCAAAAUUCUGAGAAUUAUUAGAAUUUGUACCAAGCAAAACAGAAAUAAAGACAUUUUCAGAUGAAAAAACAGAUUUUACCAUCAACAGACCUUCAUUAAAGAAACUACAAAAGGAUUAUCUUCAAGAAGGAAAGUGAUUCCAAAAGGAUGAUCUGAAAUUGAAGAACUAGUGUGCAAGUAAAAUGUUAAAAUAUGUAAAUCAUGUUGAUAUAAAACAAUGGUAAUGAAAGAAGUGUUUAUAAGAAGUAAAAUUGUAAACAAAUGUAAAAUAAACAUUUUAUGCAACAUGAA
Molecule: messenger RNA, 3493 nt
Organism: Manis javanica (Malayan pangolin)
Lineage: Eukaryota; Metazoa; Chordata; Mammalia; Pholidota; Manidae
Source: RefSeq, a predicted model, not a curated record